UCAUCGAGAGAGCCGCGUUGGUUCAUCCAUCCAGAUUAUCGAUCGUCCAUGGAUCUCGCCGCUACAACUGGCUUCAGACUUACCAACGCUGUCGCCGUUUGGCUUCCGCUUUUUCAAACCGCUCCAUCGGCGCCGGAGAUACGGUACUUCUCGUUUCCCUCUAUGUUUUUUUCCAUUUUUGCUGCUUGUUAAUUGUCGCUGCGAGAGUGAUUCUUCUGACUGGCCUUGACGGAUGGUUGUCCUCCAUGAAAUAUCCGGAAUCGGCGAGUGCCGUGUGGAAAGUAAUUGCUGGAUGAAUCUUUUUUCUUUUUGGAUGAAAGUCAACUUGAUCAUGGAGGAGAAUUAUCGCAGUAGGUUCUAAAUAGGAACCCCUUUCUUGCAUAAAGUGAUGAAGCGUUGGUCGGAUUUUAGCCUUGUCAUGCCUACUUUAUGAUGUGGAAAGUCGGAACAGUGAAGUUUGUAGGCUUUAAUGACACUUAACAAAGCUUCGGGUAUUUGAUGACUCCUAAUAUUCGAUUACUGAACUUUCUCUAUUCAGUCUGUAGCUGUAAUCUUAAUUAUUUUGAAAUUCAUCAUGAAAUUCUAUAGGAUUGCGCUACAAGUAGUCGAUAGCGUUCGACGCAUGUUCCUUUUGAGCUCUCAUCUUGACUUGCGGAAAUUACGAGAAUCCAGAGGGUUUGAAAUCUGUCUGAUAUGUUAUCUUGGAAGUUUAUUAGUUAAAGUAGCAAUAAUUGCACCAAAUAUUCCAGCUAUCUAUGAAGCUCAUUUUGGAGUUCCCAUGGCUGGAGCUGUACUGAACUGUGUUAAUAUUCGUCUAAAUGCUCAAACAAUUUCAUUUCUUCUCGGUCACUCGUCAUCUGCAGUUGUUAUGGUGGAUCAAGAGUUUUUCCCCUUAGCAGAAGAAGCUUUGAAAAUUCUAGCUGAAAAGAGUGAUGGCCAUUACAAGCCCCCACUUCUAAUUGUAAUUGGUGAUGAAAGCUGUGAUCCGGAGGCACUCAAAUAUGCUUUAUCAAAAGGGGCCAUCGAAUACGAGAAAUUCUUGGAAACGGGCAAUCCUGAGUUUGCUUGGAAACCACCAGAGGAUGAGUGGCAGAGCAUUACUCUAGGCUAUACUUCUGGUACAACUGCAAGUCCUAAAGGGGUGGUUUUGAGCCACCGAGGGGCAUAUGUCAUGUCUUUGAGUGCAGGCUUAGUGUGGGGUAUGAAUGAAGGAGCUAUAUAUCUUUGGACUCUGCCAAUGUUUCAUUGCAAUGGUUGGUGUUACACUUGGGCACUGGCUGCCCUCUGUGGGACAAGUAUUUGCCUCCGGCAGGUCACAGCUAAGUCAGUUUAUUCAGCCAUAGCCAAGCAUAAAGUAACACACUUUUGUGCUGCACCUGUGGUUCUUAAUACUAUUGUUAAUGCCCCUAAAGAAGAUACUAUCCUUCCCCUUCCCCAUGUUGUCCAUGUAAUGACAGCAGGAGCUGCUCCACCCCCUUCGGUAUUACAUGCAAUGUCACAGAAGGGCUUCCGGAUCACUCACACCUAUGGCCUAUCUGAAACUUAUGGUCCUUCUACAAUAUGUGCAUGGAAGCCAGAGUGGGACUCAUUGCCUCCAGAAGCCCAAGCGCGAAUGAAUGCUCGUCAAGGUGUACGGUACGUUGGAUUAGAGGGUCUAGACGUCGUGAACACUCAAACAAUGCAGCCCGUUCCUUCUGAUGGAAAAACUGUUGGAGAGAUUGUAAUGCGUGGGAAUGCUGUUAUGAAAGGCUACUUAAAGAACCCAAAAGCAAACAAAGAGGCGUUUGCAAAUGGCUGGUUUCACUCCGGUGAUCUUGGCGUAAAACAUCCAGAUGGCUACAUAGAAAUAAAAGACAGAUCAAAGGAUAUCAUCAUUUCUGGAGGUGAGAACAUUAGCAGUGUGGAGAUAGAGAACACUCUCUACCAACACCCGGCGAUACUGGAGGUGUCGGUUGUCGCUAGGGCAGACGAACGGUGGGGAGAAUCUCCUUGUGCUUUCGUGACAUUGAAAUCCAAGGUAGAUAAGGGUAAUGAGCAACGAAUGGCUGAGGAUAUUAUGAAGUUUUGCAAGUCAAAGAUGCCAGCUUACUGGGUCCCAAAAUCUGUGGUAUUUGGGGAGCUACCAAAAACAGCAACUGGGAAAGUUCAAAAGCAUCUGCUGAGAGCGAAGGCCAAGGAGAUGGGACCUGUUAAGAUCAGCAAAUUGUAAUGAGUAUUGUUCCACGACAAAUGAGCUUCUGUAGGUAAAUGAGUUUGUAUUCAUUUUCCAAAGGUCAGAAACAAAGUUAAUAUAGAUAACAUAUAUGCAUUUAAAUAGUUAUUAGAAUACUUUGUUUUAGUACAUUCUAAUAAAGAUAUACUACUGAGAUUUGUGAUUGCCACUUCAAA
This is a messenger RNA of Benincasa hispida (wax gourd), 2388 nucleotides long. RefSeq names its product acyl-activating enzyme 7 (gene AAE7). The record is from RefSeq and is a predicted model, not a curated record. Lineage: Eukaryota; Viridiplantae; Streptophyta; Magnoliopsida; Cucurbitales; Cucurbitaceae.